AUGAAGACCCCAACAGUACUCAUGGCCCUCGCUGUCGCUUUUGAAAGUGUUGCUGCAAGUAGUGAUUACUCAAAUUCGACGGAUACCACUUCAAACCCAAACAAUGUGGUUUUAGACGGUGCCUACGAAACUACAGGUGCGAGUCCACCUGCAAAUCUUCCAGUUUGGAAGUCAAAGAUUCAACCUACCUGUGAGGCGUCUGUUGUCUUUACCGUAGACUGGUCUGCAAAAUUUGGAGCAGUUCAGUUGUCAACCGUCCGUUUUGAAUGGGGAACUCGACCUGCUGGAAACGUGACAUUAUCAGCUAUCAACAAUGGUGUUUCCAAUUUGACUCCUGCGAUUUUGACUGCUAAUUCAACUGAUGGUUAUUACUAUCUCAAUGCGGAAAGCACUGGAAUGACGCCAACCGCGACGGCUGCCAAACUGACCUUUACAAAUUUGAAGGCCGGAACGGACAAUACGUGCUAUGUGGACUUAGCAGAUAUUGAUGCAUAUCCAUUGUAUGUGCCUAGCGCUGCACUUGGUGUCACAAAUCGAACUACAGGUCCUACUGGAACAAACUCUGGUGUCGCACCUGCUCUCGCUUCAGGAUCUGUAUUCGCCAUUGUGGCUGUGCUAGUAUCGAGCGUAUUCCUGUAG
Molecule: messenger RNA, 639 nt
Organism: Synchytrium microbalum
Lineage: Eukaryota; Fungi; Chytridiomycota; Chytridiomycetes; Synchytriales; Synchytriaceae
Exons: 5
Coding region: 1-639 (212 amino acids)
Source: RefSeq, a predicted model, not a curated record